AAUGAUUAACAUCGCAUAUUUGUGGUUCAUUCUUUUGCAAGAUCCACGUUCCUGGCUUCAUUCCUGGAACAUUUCACUCUCUCCUUCGUCAUUCAUUAUUGUCGCGUACAAUGGGCAUUGAACCACCCUUUAUUUAUGAACCGGUCAAAACAGAUUGGUUUUUUGAUCCAAAAGCCGUCUCCAGAGCCAGCUUAUCUCCGCCAGCUCCGCGGCCAAAGCGACCAGAUGGGCCGUUGGUCAAUUUCAAUGCACACCCUGAGUACGUUUGAGUAUGCGCUUACAGUUCACUGAAAUCUAUGCUGAUCUUCUCUCAUCAGUUCUUACCUAAUUGUUCCUUCUGGAAAUGUGGAUGUCAAAUCAAUGCACCCUUCUGUCAAGAAGAGAAUCAAGUGGACCAGAAAAGUCACACUGGCAUUGCGAUGCUUUCAAGCCCUAGCAGCAGUCGGACUCCUUAUAAUGUCAAUCUUGAUUACCGGUUUGGAUUUUAUAUCAGGCUGGAUCAUGAGGCUUGCGGUAUGUUGUCCCGAGAAUGCUUUAAUUUUGCAUGACCGACUGACAAUGUUUCAGCCUGCUAUAGCAAUUCUUCAUACCAUUUAUGGAGUAUAUCACCUAGCACGAAAACCUGACGGUAGAGCACCUGGAUCCACAGCAUCAUACAUGCUAUUCGCAUCUUUGAUUGAUAUAACUAUUGUGCCAUUUUAUGCAUAUAUUUCUUUGGCGGCUAAAACGAAGCAAACGACCUGGACUACAUCUUUAUCUGACCAGAAUCUGCUAACAAUCUUCACCGACAUUCUGUUCUACGCAGCUACAGUGGGAGCUGGACUCCAUUUAAUUUCUUUAUCUAUUUCUCUCUAUCUCGCUGUCACAUUCCGCAAGAUUAACCAACUCCCUCCGGAUAUGAACCCACUAGAAGAUAAUCUCACGUCUCGUCACAAACGCAACAAAUCCUCCAUCUCAACUUUCACUACCAUCACGCCUCCAACCGAGAAAAGACUAUCAAGGGGAUCCAAUCUUGAGGAUAAACGACCUUCUGGGGCCCCUUACGAGGAUCUUGAUAGACCCCCAACAAUUCCCUUCCUUCAUACUCGCACCAACUCCAAUGAAUCAUUCCAGACUAAUCAAUCAUCACCUCGUACAUCACGUACGGGUUCUCCGGCUCGCUAUAAUGCAUAUAAGCCCAAUCAAUCGCCUCGUCAUUCAGUUCCAGACUUGAAGCCAGCAUCCCGUCACUCCUACACUUCUGUUCCCGCAUCGGACCUCUCCUUUCACACGGCUAAUGAGUCUAUUAAUAAAAAGAAUACCAAUGAUGGCAUCAUAAGCUGGUUCACCAACGAUUCUCUCGGUAAAAAGGGCAAUCGCAGCAGCGCACCACCAAGCUCUCGUCCCCACUCACCGCAGAAAUCCUCCACCUCUAUCAAGUCUUCCUAUCAUCCUCUACCACUUGACCCUUCCGCGAUCGACGACGAUGAAGAUAGCUUCCGCCUUCCUAAUCCGCUAAUGGAAAACCCGCCAACCCCGCGUCACGAUUUCCCCUCUUCAUCCUCCAAAUAUUCCUCCCAAGCUCCCUCUGCGAUGGCUCCAGAUAGCAAUGAACAAACUGGCGGCUCCACCGACAUAGCAGACGAACCAUCGUGGCCUUUACCUCUUCGCUCUCCAGAGAUACGCGAACUAACUCCUAAGCCCCUGCGCACCCGUGAUUCAGGCUCGGGCGAUAGUUUCAAGUCGAAGAGUUAUGGAGAUUUAAAACCUGCGACACCACCUAUCAUGGUUGGCGGCGACGGAAUCGGACGACAAGUCAGCAGUGGAACUGAUUUUGCAGGUCAGCGAGGAAGUUACAGAAGAGACGUCAGUGGGAAAAUAGCAGAGGAAGGAAGAGGAGGCGCGGCCUGGGGAGCGAGAUUGAGAAAUGUUAGCGGGUUGCAAAACUUGUAAUUGUACUACUAAUCAUAAAAUGAUAUUUUAGGAUAUGUGAUGAAAGUUGUCCGGUAGAGAAUCGCGAUGAAGCUUUUGAUUUAACAUUUUGGACAACAAAGUCCCGGUCAACGGAGCGAAGGUAUAAAUCAGGCCUUAUCCUCCAUGAUGGCCCACUCCCUUGAUUGAAAAGUCAUUGGGAUGAUGGGAUCCAUAUACGUUGUAUACAAUUCUUUGCUUGCUUUAAAGAUGUUGGACGAUGGAUACCGGAAAUGUCGGGCUGCUGGGUGUGGGUGUUAAAUAUGGAAGAAACACGGGAACUUGGGUAUACGUAUACGAGGACAUGUUAAUAUGAGAAUUUUUUGGUUUUUAUUUGCGUCGGUAUGUAUGAAGGAAACUAGUUUAUUUUACACAUUAUUUAUCUUUUGCCAUUUGUAAUUUUUUCAAUGUUUAUUGUAUAUAUAUACCUGUUAUCGACACCAUAUACUGAGAAUGAAUUAC
Molecule: messenger RNA, 2412 nt
Organism: Sclerotinia trifoliorum
Lineage: Eukaryota; Fungi; Ascomycota; Leotiomycetes; Helotiales; Sclerotiniaceae
Source: the annotation of a GenBank genome assembly